AUGUCUGCUUUAAAUAUCGAAAACUUACAAAAUACAUUCCAGAAUGCCGUUAACCUAGGUGGUUCUCCAGGUGCCGUUUCUACUUCACCAACCCAAUCUUUCAUGAACACUCUACCAAGACGCCUGAGUACUUCUAAGCAACAAAAGAUUUUGAAGCCAUUUUCCACUGGUGACAUGAAGAUCCUAUUAUUGGAAAAUGUCAACCAAACUGCUAUUGAAAUUUUUAACAAACAAGGUUACCAAGUUGAAUUCCUAAAGGGAUCUCUACCAGAAGAAGAACUGAUCGAAAAGAUCAAGGAUGUUCACGCUAUUGGUAUCAGAUCCAAGACUAAAUUGACAGCUAAGGUUCUUGAACAUGCUAAGAAUUUGGUCUGUAUUGGUUGUUUCUGUAUUGGUACUAAUCAAGUUGAUUUGAACUUCGCUGCUAAGAAAGGUAUUGCUGUCUUCAACUCUCCAUUCUCCAAUUCCAGAUCUGUUGCUGAAUUAGUUAUUGCUGAAAUCAUUUCUCUAGCUAGACAACUUGGUGAUAGAUCCAUUGAACUACAUACUGGUACUUGGAACAAAGUUUCCAACAAGUGUUGGGAAGUAAGAGGUAAGACAUUGGGUAUUAUCGGUUACGGUCACAUUGGUUCUCAAUUAUCUGUUCUAGCUGAAGCCAUGGGUCUACACGUUAUUUACUACGAUAUUGUUACUAUUAUGGCUCUAGGUACCGCUAAACAAGUUUCUACUCUAGAUGAAUUAUUAAACAACUCUGAUUUUGUCUCUCUACAUGUUCCAGAAACUCCAGAAACUAAGAAUCUAUUAUCUGCUCCACAAUUUGCUGCUAUGAAGGAUGGUGCUUAUAUGAUUAAUGCCUCCAGAGGUACUGUUGUUGACAUUCCAUCUUUGAUUGCUGCUAUGAAGGCUAAGAAAAUAGCCGGUGCUGCCAUUGAUGUUUACCCAGCUGAACCACGUAAGAAUGGUGUCGGUGCCUUCGCCGAUGAUUUAAACAAAUGGACUUCUGACUUAAUUUCUUUACCAAACUUGAUUCUAACUCCUCAUAUCGGUGGUUCUACCGAAGAAGCUCAAAGCGCCAUUGGUAUUGAAGUUUCUACUGCAUUAUCUAAUUACAUCAAUGAAGGUAACUCUGUUGGUUCUGUUAACUUCCCAGAAGUUAGUUUGAAGGCUCUAAAUUACGACCAAGAAAACACUGUCCGUGUUCUAUACAUCCAUCAAAAUAUUCCUGGUGUCUUAAGAACUGUUAAUAAUAUUUUAUCCAACCAUAACAUUGAUAAACAAUUCUCUGACUCUCAUGGUGAUGUUGCUUAUUUGAUGGCUGAUAUUUCUUCAGUUGACCAAAGUGAUAUUAAGGAAAUUUAUGAAAAAUUGAAUCAAACAGAUGCUAAGAUCUCUAUCAGACUAUUGUACUGA
Molecule: messenger RNA, 1410 nt
Organism: Maudiozyma saulgeensis
Lineage: Eukaryota; Fungi; Ascomycota; Saccharomycetes; Saccharomycetales; Saccharomycetaceae
Source: the annotation of a GenBank genome assembly